GUGGACGUGCUGUGCGCGUGCGCACGCCCGCAUCGCGCGUGGGACUGCGGCUGCGCUGGCCGCCGGAGGCCGGGUGCAGGUAGUGGCUUCUCGCUCUUCUUCUCCUUCCGCCCUCCAGCUCCGAGUCGGAUCGGCGCUGCGUGGGGAGAGGGGUGUGGAGGAGCCGGGUCAGGUGUCUUUUCCUCUCGCCACGCUUUCCUCGGGUUUCUGGCUCAUACCAAGCACCCGAGAAAAACCACCUUGGAUGUUGUUUCUUUGGCCUUUAAGGUAUUUCAACAACAGUCAGUACCUGCUGGGCGUGUCGUGGUCUGCUACAGAACGUCUCUGACCCUCCGAGUCUCAACCAUGCUGUCAAACGGCUUGCAAAGUUUCCUAAAAGUUACAAGCCCUCAUCUAAUACACACAGGGUUGUGCCAGCGAUUGAUAAGUGAAAGGAGGUUUUUCGGAACUGUGCCAACACCCAGAUUGCGUAGGCGGGUUGUCGUUACAGGCAUUGGCUUAGUGACUCCUCUGGGUGUUGGCACUCAGCUGGUGUGGGAUCGUCUUAUCCAGGGAGAGAGUGGAAUCGUUUCACUGGUCGGUGAAGAGUAUAAGAGUGUCCCUUGCAGUGUUGCAGCUUAUGUGCCAAGAGGUUGUGAUGAAGGUCAAUUCAAUGCACAAAACUUUGUGCCCAAAUCAGAUAUCAAGUCUAUGUCUUCUCCCACCGUUAUGGCCAUUGGGGCUGCUGAGUUAGCCUUGAAAGAUUCUGGCUGGCAUCCUCAGUCAGAAGCUGACCAAGAGGCUACUGGUGUUGCAAUUGGCAUGGGAAUGGUUCCCCUUGAAGAGAUUUCUGAAACCGCGUUGAUGUUUCAGACGAAAGGUUACAGUAAAGUCAGCCCAUUCUUUGUCCCUAAGAUUCUGAUCAGUAUGGCCGCAGGCCAGGUCAGCAUUCGCUAUAAACUCAAGGGCCCCAAUCAUGCAGUGUCCACAGCCUGUACCACGGGAGCUCAUGCUGUGGGAGACUCUCUGAGGUUCAUAGCCCACGGCGAUGCUGAUGUGAUGGUGACUGGAGGUGCCGACUCUUGCAUCAGCCCUUUGUCGCUGGCUGCGUUUUCCAGAGCCCGGGCUUUGAGCACAAACUCUGAUCCGAAGUCGGCAUGUCGGCCAUUCCAUCCCAAGAGAGAUGGUUUUGUGAUGGGAGAAGGUGCAGCUGUGCUGGUGCUAGAAGAACACGAGCAUGCUGUUCAAAGAGGGGCUCGGAUCUAUGCAGAGAUUUUGGGCUACGGACUCUCAGGUGAUGCCAGUCACAUAACCGCCCCUGAUCCUGGAGGAGAAGGUGCCUUAAGAUGUAUGGCUGCUGCUCUAAAAGAUGCAGGUGUACAGCCUGAAGAGAUAUCCUACAUCAACGCACAUGCUACUUCCACACCGUUGGGAGACGCUGCUGAAAACAAAGCCAUCAAACAUCUUUUCAGAGAGCACGCCCACACCCUUGCCGUUUCCUCCACCAAGGCAGCCACGGGACACCUGCUGGGGGCUGCCGGGGCCGCUGAGGCAGCUUUUACCUCCCUGGCUUGUUAUCAUCGAAAACUGCCACCUACUUUAAACCUGGACUGUACAGAACCAGAAUUUGAUCUCAAUUAUGUUGCACUCAAGGCACAGGAAUGGAAAACUGAGAAGAGAUGUAUUGGACUCACCAAUUCCUUUGGUUUUGGUGGUACAAAUGCAACACUUUGUAUUGCUGGCAUGUAGGACAAAUCAUCUGUCAUUAAAUAUUGAUUUUUUUACCUGUUAUAAACUGCAUUAAGUUGAGAAAUAA
Messenger RNA from Globicephala melas (long-finned pilot whale), 1795 nucleotides. It is a transcript of the gene OXSM, whose product is annotated as 3-oxoacyl-ACP synthase, mitochondrial. The record is from RefSeq and is a predicted model, not a curated record. Gene Ontology annotation, cellular component: mitochondrion. Gene Ontology annotation, biological process: fatty acid biosynthetic process. NCBI's taxonomy places the organism in Eukaryota, Metazoa, Chordata, Mammalia, Artiodactyla, Delphinidae. Gene Ontology annotation, molecular function: 3-oxoacyl-[acyl-carrier-protein] synthase activity.